Mesocestoides corti is the source of this 4602-nucleotide messenger RNA. NCBI's taxonomy places the organism in Eukaryota, Metazoa, Platyhelminthes, Cestoda, Cyclophyllidea, Mesocestoididae. The record is from the annotation of a GenBank genome assembly.
AUGUACGUACCCACUUUCGGUGCCUUAAAAGAAAAGCAACUGUCGCGGUUAAAUGAUAAGAAAGUCUGUGACGAUCUCCCAGAGGCAGUUUUAUUAUCUGAUUUUCCAAGCCCUGCGGAAAUUAAAUCUCUUAAGUUGAGUGGAAGGAAUGUUCGUGUUUUUGGUUUGCCCAGCCUGUUUGCUAUGCGUUUCGACAAACGACGAUGGACAAAAUGCCGGCCCGUCUACUGUUUCUCAAUGACAGAUGCCAUUGUAGCAGUCACUGGCUUUCGUGAUCCUGUUGUUGUGAACCGGAUUGCAUCUUUGGUGAACUGGAUGGGUGGCAGCAUGCGAAGAAAAUUGGACUCAUGUGUGACACAUUUAAUCGCUUACCGCUGUGCCGGUGAAAAGGUCCGAAAGGCUGCAUUAGCGUCCGUUAAUGUAGCUACAAUGAGCAUUUCUUGGGUUGAGAGUGCAUGGGAAUUGCGAAACUCCAAACCCGAGUUCAACGCUUGCGAUAUCGAAUUCAUUAAUCAGCAUCGUGCAAAAGUGUUUCAGGAAUGCUGCUUAUAUUUUUGUGGCUUUUCUCAAAAGAGUGAAACACUAGCUGAACUUAAGGCUAUUGUUACGGAACAUGAUGGCAAGCUUGCCAAAGACCUUCAUGAUGAAUGCCUUACCCACGUUGUUGUUGCAGAUGACUGGCAGAAGCUUGGUGAAACGGUCGAUAUGAGUGCGCUUCUUGUUAGUUCUUCCGCAGCCCCUACACCAACUCCCCCUAGAUCUGGUGUGUCUGCAAUCGACCCCGAUUUGCACGCCGAGCUAACUGAGGUGGCAUUCCGCGUGCCUGUCCUUCGUCUUGAUUGGUUUUGGAAGUCUCUGCAAUCGACGUACAUUUGCCAUCCCCAAGAAUUCUUAUACAUUCAAGAUGCCCCCUCAGCCGAGUCUACUUACGAUUCCUUUUUUUCGCCCCAACGUGCUUCCACAGAUCCUUUUUCACCUAAAUUUAACUGUCGGCCAUCAACCAAUACGUUAGGGAAGGAGAACGUCGAUCCGUGUAGAGAGUCAUGUGAAUGCCACUUGGCUUUUCAUAGUUGCACUUCGCCUCUGACCACUGAAAACAAACAGACAGCCGUCAACACCCCAUCGGAGGCUGAACAACGAACCGUACGUCGAAAUAUCAAUGAAGGCAUCGAAACAACACCAGUGGAUCGUCGUUUUACCCGAGAAGAAGUGAUCGCUCAACUAGCCGACCCACUACUUGUUGCAGCUACCAGCAGCCGCUACUCUAGAGACGCUAAGUCGCUUCUCUUCUUUGAAACACCGAAAUCGUCACCCACAGUUCACAACGCCUCUGCUCCGUAUUCUGAACCACGCGUUCAACCACCAUCAAGAUCCAGAACACCGCAGCCGUCGGAUAUACUUGGCGGUGUAACGGCGUCCCCCGCCACUUCUCGUACUCCACUAGAAGCACUUAAGUCGUCAUUUGGCUCACCGAGUACACCGGAUAAGAAGACACCCGUACAAGUUCGUCUUAAGGACAGGCAGCACCGGGUUUUUGAGUUCUUCCUCACUGAACGCAAUUACCUGAGCAUUUUGGAGUAUCUCACGCAAGCGGCUUUUUCGGAAGUAAUCGCAGAGGACCAAGUCGGCGGACCGAUCAUCCCCAGAGCUGAGGCUGACAUCGUCUUCGGCAAAUUGAUGCCAAUUUACCAACUGCACAAACGUCUCCAGUCCCGUCUUACAGACCUCGAGUCCAGUUGGAGUAUGGAAACAAGCCGCCUGGGGGAGGUACUCCUGCCCUAUAUCGACGAAAUGGAAAAGGUCUACAGCCACUACAUGCAGUUCUACAACGCCCCUCACCUGCACCAGCUGGGUCGUGAGUACCCGCGUUUCCUGGCCUUCAUGCGGCAAGUCGAGCGACGAAAGGAGUCCGGGCGCCAGAGCCUCUCCGACCUCCUGGUGCGUCCAGUCCAGCGUCUGCCCUCCAUGCUGCUGCUCAUGCAAGGUAUCAUCAAAUUCACCCCCCCAUCGCACCCCGAUCACGAAGACAUGUCGACAUUCACCUCAAGGCUCUCCAACAUUCUGGAGCAGAUCAACGUUCGAUUGAAGAAGAAUGAAGAACACAUGUCCCUUCUAACUCUCUACCACGACAUCUGUGGUGCCCCGCCCGAGAUGCUGUCGUCGUCACGCAGUCUCGUUUGCCAGCUGAAUGUCUUUCAAUUAGAUGUGAGCGCAAAUGGCUCGCCAAUCUGCGAGCCCGUCACACUCUUCCUUCUCACUGAUUGCCUCGAGGUGGCACGCCCGAAGAAACGAAACACAGGCGACCUCCAUGCCAUACAGGCGGCAUUGGCUGCUGUCGAAGGUGGCUCUCAUUGCUCCUCUACGGGAGUCUGCGACGAGGUCGGUGGCGCGGACACCACCAGUCUGAACAAUUCCUCGCUGACUUCUGACCGGCGAAGUGGCAAUGUCUCGCGCGCGGGUUCGGGCGCCUCAGGAAUAUCCAAAUUCGGCCGAGGACUCGACGCCAAGAAGCGCCACCACUUCACCCACCUAUUCCUUCUCCAACUUCAGGACGUCAAGCGUGUGCUGGAUCUCAACACAAUGUCGCCAGAACGCGCCGCCUUCUCCCUCAUCGUUCGCGGUGCCUCCGAGGAGUUCGACCACGUGUACACCUUCUGUCUGGCGGCGAGCUUCGCCGCCACGGCAGCCCUGGCGUCCGGCAAGUGUCCGGAGGCCGUCCAGUCGGCCGUGGCUGCGGCCACCGCCGGCGGCUCCUGUCGUCAGGCCUCGUUCAAGGACCUCAGCGACUCCACGACCUCGACUGUCGAGGAUGAGGAGGGCGUGGACAGCGCGCUCACCAAGUUGCAGCACUGCGUGCACAUGGCCAAGACCACCUUCCUGCGACGCCUCUGCCACAGCAUCCUGCAGGUCUCCUUCGUCGCUAGCAGCCCGGAGGACCUGCUCGUGGAAAUGCAACCCGACGUAGUGCUGGACUUCGACUUGGACAACGUCUUCAGCAGCAUGGGGAAUUCCUCUUUCAAGUCAAAAAAGUUCCCGCGUCACCUGGGUCGCGCGAUAUCCAUGAAGACGCCCAGACGCCUGCCGAACGCACGGACCAACGUGACGGCGUCCGCGAUGCCUUCCACCACCUCCACAGCCCCGCAUCACACUAGCGGAAAGCACGUCGAGAAGCGUGUGCUCGCGCCGAUACCUCUGGACCUCGCCUCGGGUUCUGCCCUCUCGUCCGCCGUCUCGCUCAAGCCAACUGUCGAAGACGAGGAGCACCUUCCGCAGGAGUUCACCACGCCCUCGCGUCCAUCGGUUCUCGGCUCGCUCUUUGGUGGCCUUCGAUCCCACGCCGUCAAAGCGGCUACAUGCACUCCGAUCCACUCCAUGACAAAGUGCACUAAUCACGUUGACACGAAAGCCGAGGCGGACGAUGGAGAGGACUCGUUUAACACGAGCUUUGCCUCCCAUGCUACGACCACCACGCCCCCACUCACCCCGACGGUCGUCGUUCGAGGCACGCCAAGCCAGAAGGACCUGUGGCUAGACGUUGUCACGGAGUUCGCCUCAGACGACGAGACGAGCGAAGGCGUGGACCUGGAGGAGGACGACAUGUUUUCCCUGGACUCCUGCUGCUCGCACUCUGGACCGUGGCCAGCCUCCUUGCCACACCCGCCGCCAACAUCGCGUGGUGGCGCUGGCAGCAAGGGAGAAACGGCGACUGCUUCAACCUCCUCCCUGUCCUCGGCCUACUCCCAAGCCGACCACGCGGGCGGGGGUCAAAGCAGACAGUCAUUUAGCGGACUUGUGAACGCGACGCGUAAGAGUAUCUGCCGCUCCUUUUUGGUGGGAAUGCGUCGGCCGAAGGAACCUGGACAGCACCGCAAUUCGGCAGCGUCGAGUUCGAUGUCUCGAGUGGCUCCGCUCGCCAGAGUCGACGAUGACGAGGCUGGUGGUUCUAGUCAAGACUGCCUGUCCCGGCGUCACCUCCCCCGUCUCCACUCUGCCGACAGCAAGACUCCGUCGAACGCCUGUGGUCUCAGCACCCCUGGAUUAGACAAGUCUGCCUCCGAGUGUAACCUUUCUCAUCGCAAGAAUCACCCCGGUUCGCGAGUUGCAACUAGCAGCACGGCUUCAAUAAAGAACCUCUUCGCCUCGCCUUUCCGCGUUCCCACGGCGCCUGCCGUGCGGAACUCAGUGGCAGCAACACUGACUGGGAAGUCCCAACGAUCAGUGUCCAAGACUGCCCAGCUAAGCCAAUCGCCCACGUCUGGUAGCAUAACCAGUUGGUGCAGUCUCAUGGGCCUGGAUGAGCGGCGACACGGGGACGCGGACGAGGACGAAGAGGUGGCGAUUAGGUACCGGUGCAAGGCCUCUACCGGGGCCGCGAUGGACACCUGUAGCAUGAUUGUCCACCCUUCGCCCUCGUCCAUCUUUGGCUCCAAAAAGUUGAAGCUAGGGAAGAAGGGCAAGGCAUCUCGGCGCCUCUACGGCAGCGCCAUUUUCUUCCAGCGACCCAAGAAGGAGGAGAAACCGAAGGCAGAUGACAGCAAUUCGGUGGCCGCAUCAGCAGGUCGCCGCGAGAGCAUAUUCCGGCGAAACUUCUUGUUUAAGUAG